Fusarium subglutinans is the source of this 573-nucleotide messenger RNA. Its product is annotated as ribonuclease III. The coding region runs from base 1 to 573 and encodes 190 amino acids. The transcript is spliced from 2 exons. The record is from RefSeq and is a predicted model, not a curated record. Lineage: Eukaryota; Fungi; Ascomycota; Sordariomycetes; Hypocreales; Nectriaceae. Gene Ontology annotation, molecular function: ribonuclease III activity. Gene Ontology annotation, biological process: RNA processing.
AUGACAUCCUGCCCGAGGUUCAGUCGAAAGGUCGGGGAGUGCGAGUCUAUUAUCGCUUACGAGUUUAAUUCCAAGUCUCUCUGCGCCCAAGCACUGAACACAGCCGCCGACUCCAUGUCUAUCUGCGUUAUGGACGGUUCUUUCAAGAGGAUCCCAAAGAAUGAUCGACUUGCUGUUUACGGCGACGCCGCAGCUGCAGCCUACUUGUGCAGCCUCUGGAUCAAGGGAGGACUGCCAAAGUAUUGCUGGACCACACUCCGUCGCGACCUCAUCAGCAAUGAAAAAUUGACUAGAGUUGGUAGGGAGGAAGGUCUCCACAAGUGCAUCAACAUGAAUGGAGGAACUACUAGGGUCAGUUCUGGGAUGGUCGCAACAGCUGUGGAGGCUGUUCUCGGGGCUGUCGAAAUUGACGGCGGCCGCGAUGCUCUCGCUCGAGUUAUGAAGCAUCUUGGUCUCACGGACCAUGCUCUCCUCGGAUCGGUAAAGUUCUUUCCUCUUGACAACCUAACUCACUUGAUCUAUAUAGGUGCCUUCGCAGCUACGAUGGAAUUCCCCCGUGACAUCGACCUGUGA